CGAGGGGUUGCAGAGCUGUCACGGCUUUGCUCUUACACAGGCUGUUCCACAAGUGCAGAGACGCAUCUUCCUUCCUCUCUCUUGCUUUUUUUCCCUCCUGCUUUUUCACUGUCUUUGAUUUAUGUCUGUGGUUUAUUUCGGUAAAACUGCAGUCCCCGGUUCUCCUGCUCUGGCCCUGCUGCGAAGGAUUUGGGCAGGAAGCCAAAAGGGCAUCUGGGAUAAACAAGGUGCCUAAUGCCCUCUGUGUAUUCCAGGUGCUCUUGCGGGUCCAUGUGGGAUAACCACGGGGAGAGGACGGGCCUGACACUGUCUCUGACAGGCAGGCAGCCGAGCUUGUUCCAUUAGGUUGUGACUAAUUGGAGAAAAAUGGAUUUCAAGAAAUGCGUCAUUUUUAGAAGUAAAAAUAACAAAUGGAACAUGAAAAGUAUUUAAAGUGACAUCAUCAGAGACAUAAAACCGGAGGCACACAAUUGAUUGCCGCUUGAGGAGGGUUUGCGAGUCAAACAUGCCUCCAGCUCGUAAGUCAGGGGAAGCACCAGGCUGGGGCUUCUCCGGGGACGUUCACUGAGUGAAGUUUUACAGCUGCGGCUCCAGCAGAGAAGGACCCGUGAGCAGCUGGCAGACCAAGGCAUCAUGCCACGUGCAUCAUGAAAGCUGUAGCACCACUGGAGAAAGGAUGUUGGGAGCUCAGCCCUGCUCAGUGGAAUUCUCCAUCCUGACCUAGCUCAGGCUCCAUGUGCAAAUCUGUGGUUACCUGGGACCCAGCACUGAAAAGCCCAUCUGCAUUCCAUGAACAGCGAAAAAGUCUGGAGCGAGCCAAGACUGAAGAUUAUCUCAAGCACAAGAUCAGAAGCAGGCCUGAGCGGUCAGACCUGGUCAAUAUGCACAUUCUGCAAGACUCGGCUGCAGAGGGGUCCAUCCAGUCAACUCAGAUGAAGCUGAAAAGAGCCCGACUGGCAGAUGACCUCAAUGAAAAGAUUGCGCUCAGGCCUGGUCCUUUGGAGCUGGUGGAGAAGAAUAUUAUUCCCGUGGACUCAGCUGUGAAAGAGGCCAUAAAAGGCUCCCAGGGCGGCUUUCCCCGGCAGACCGACGCGUUCGCCUUCGAGGAGGACAGCAGCAACGACGGGCUGUCCCCGGAGCGGCCCCGCAGCCGCGGCUCCCCGGGCCCCGCCGAGCCGCCCCCCGGCUCCAAGGCCCCGGAGCCGCCCCCCGCCGCCUCAGCCGGGGCUCCACAGGAUCGUCCCCCCAGUGCCGAUGGCCACGCUCCGGACACUGCCCCGGGGCAGGGCAGCCAGUGCGACAGCCCCAAGCAGCCAGCAGGGCAGGAGAGCCCGACGCUCCCGGUGCCCUCUGCCGUGAAGUCCAAGUCAUCCAGUGAUAGCAAGAACCGUCACAAAAAGCCCAAAGACACCAAGCCCAAAGUAAAGAAGCUCAAGUACCACCAGUACAUCCCUCCAGACCAGAAAGCAGAGAAGUCCCCUCCACCCAUGGAUUCUGCAUAUGCCAGACUGCUCCAGCAGCAGCAGCUCUUCCUGCAGCUCCAGAUCCUCAGCCAGCAGCAACAGCAGCAGCAGCAGCAUUUCAACUACCCUGGGAUGCACCAAGGACAGCUAAAGCAAUCUAAUGAGCAGAUGGUCAAAAGUUCAAAUUCUUCAUCAACUUCUGGCAACAACACCCCUCUUUCUCCAGUGAAAACCACCUUUUCAGGCCAGACUUGUGUCUCAUCUAUCAAGCCAGGCCCUCUGCCAUCCAACCUGGAUGAUCUCAAAGUGUCAGAGCUGAGGCAGCAGCUCCGAAUACGAGGCCUGCCCGUGUCGGGUACCAAAACAGCGCUGAUGGAGCGGCUGCGGCCCUUCCAGGAGUGCAGCGGCAGCACGGUGCCAAACUUCAGUGAGAUCACCACCGUCACCUUCCCAGUCACCCCAACAAGCACCCUGUCCAGUUAUCAGUCCCAGUCCUCCACCAGCAUGUUGUCAAAUGGCUUCUACCACUUUGGCAGCACCAGCUCCACCCCACCCAUCUCGCCUGCCUCCUCGGAGCUCUCUGUGAGCGGCUCUUUGCCAGACACCUUCAACGACGGGCCCAUGUCCUCCCCACAGUUUGGGCUCCAGCCAUCGCCCGUCCACGGCAGCGCUGAGGAAAGCCUCAUGAGCAGCAUGAAUGGAGGGAGCAUCCAGCUGGAACUGGAAGGAAUAGACACAGAGAAAGACAAGAUGCUGGUGGAGAAGCAGAAGGUCAUCAAUGAACUGACGUGGAAGCUGCAGCAAGAGCAGAGGCAGGUGGAAGAGCUGCGGAUGCAGCUCCAGAAGCGGAAGAGAAGCAACGGCCUUGAGGAGAAGCAGCAACCUGCUCAGCAUUUCUUUGGUGUCCCCAUCAAGCAAGAAAACACCGUGUCCAGCUGUCCAUUUGCAUCCAAACAAAUGGCCCUGAAAGGCCAGGCCGGCAGCUCGGAUAAGCUGAGUAACUGUGGGGUGCCGCAGGUGCCCCACAUUGUAAAUAGCCACUGCUUGGAGCCCUCAGGGCAGAGCACCAUCACCUCCUCGACAUUCCUGAGCCCGCAGUGCUCCCCCCAGCACUCUCCCCUGGGAGCUGCCAAGAGCCCCCAGCACAUCAGCCUGCCACCAUCCCCCAACAGCCACUACCUGCUGCCAGUGUCCCCCGAGGGCCGCAGCGCGUCCCCGCCGGGCAGCGGCUGCCUCCGCACAGCUCCGAUGGCUGCGCAGUCAGGCCAAAAGUUUUCUAUUCCAUCCCCAAGUUUUUGUAAGUCAAGCCCAGCCCUGUCAGAGGUAAAGCAGCCUCCACCCUAUGAGGAUGCAGUGAAGCAGCAGAUGACACGAAGUCAGCAGAUGGACGAGCUCCUGGACGUGCUGAUUGAGAGUGGAGAAAUUCCGGCCAACGCCAAGGAAGACCGCUCCUGCCUCCAGAAAGUCCCUCAGAUCAUGGUGUCCGCAGGGAGCUCCGGUGCCGCCGGCCCCAAGGGCCCCGCCCCGUUCGAGCCCUUCGAGCACUGCCCGGGCAGCAGCGACGCUCACCUCGAGGUGCUGCUCAACGCCCACAGCCCCCUGGGCAGGGUCAGCGAGAUGGCCCUGCUGAAGAUGGGGGCAGAGGAGCCCCACUACGAUGGGAUGAUGGAGGGGUUCUCCGGGAAAGCCGCGGAUGAACUGCUCAACUCCCAGGAGAUUUUACAGACUCCCCUGUCGCCCAUGGAAACGCAGCUCUCCCCUUCCCCUGCCGAAGGCUCCGGUUUACAAAUGAGUUUCACUGAGUCUCCGUGGGAAACAAUGGAGUGGCUGGACCUCACCCCCCCCAGCUCGGCCACCGGCUUCAGCUCGCUCACCCCCGCGGGCCCCAGCAUCUUCAACAUCGAUUUCCUGGAUGUCGCCGACCUCAACCUGAACUCCAGCAUGGACCUGCACCUGCAGCAGUGGUGAAGGGACCUGCUGGGGCAGGAUGCUGUGAGCCUGCAGCAGGCAGCACGGUGUUCCUGUCGUGCCAGAGAACAUGCAGGGCUAACGUGCCUCAUCCAGGGAAAACUGGAGUCAUUUUGCCAGCAUAUAAACUUGUUUGAAUUUCCAGUCACUGAAAAUUGACAGCACAACUCUGGUACUUUGGUUUUCCUCCAUUGACACAGCCUCACAGAGGGACACCAGUGCCUGAAACAACACUUUCUUUGAUUGACAAGAACUUCAGUUUUCUUUCUUUGAUCUUUCCCCUUCCCCCAGUUUCAGCAGUCACUCUUGUGAGAACUGGAGCAGCUCAUGACAAGACUGUGUGGUGAGGUGACCUCACCUGGGUGGCAACAGGAAAUCAUGGAGAGAGAAGCCCACUCUUCCUCUCCUCUCCUCUCCUCUCCUCUCCUCUCCUCUCCUCUCCUCUCC
This is a messenger RNA of Prinia subflava (tawny-flanked prinia), 3878 nucleotides long. It is a transcript of the gene MYOCD, whose product is annotated as myocardin. Gene Ontology annotation, cellular component: nucleus. The transcript is spliced from 14 exons. Gene Ontology annotation, molecular function: transcription coactivator activity. Gene Ontology annotation, biological process: cardiac muscle cell differentiation; smooth muscle cell differentiation; positive regulation of transcription by RNA polymerase II. The coding region runs from base 735 to 3431 and encodes 898 amino acids. Lineage: Eukaryota; Metazoa; Chordata; Aves; Passeriformes; Cisticolidae. The record is from RefSeq and is a predicted model, not a curated record.